Molecule: messenger RNA, 1475 nt
Organism: Aphanomyces astaci
Lineage: Eukaryota; Oomycota; Saprolegniomycetes; Saprolegniales; Verrucalvaceae
Exons: 4
Coding region: 52-999 (315 amino acids)
Molecular function (GO): protein binding
Source: RefSeq, a predicted model, not a curated record
GUCGGCGUCCGCCAGCAGCACUUCGCUAUUGAACGUCCUUGUCCAACUGCAAUGGGAAGUGCCCUUGGAUGGAUCUUGAGCUCCGUAGAGGAGAAGGCUUGGAAUGCCGCCAAAGAUGGAGACAUCAGCACGUUGCAGGACCUGUGCAUCUCGUCCAUUGCAGCAAUGGAAUGGCGGGAAGCAGAACGGGGCCGCACGGCGUUCAUCAUGGCCUGCAGCAAAGGUCACGUCGACUGCGCUCGCUGGCUCGUCGAAAAUGGUGUCGAUGUGUACGGUCGAGACUAUCGCGGCAACACCCCGCUUCAUUACGCGUGUCUCUACGGCCAGCCGCGAGUUGUCGAACUGCUGUUGGCUCAGCCACAGUUCUCCCCGUUCACAUUGAAUGCCAAGGGAUUGAGUCCGUUGGACGCCGCUCGGGAAGCCUAUUCCGACGCAGCAGAUGACCGCGCGGUGUCGACGAUGGCAGACAUCGCUGCCUGCAUCGAACUGUUGGAGGAGCGACUGGUUGUGCACCAAGACGUAAUAUUUACGCGCACAGACAAUGCUGUGUCGAGAGUUGUGGGCAUUGCUUCCCUGCGAUCUUGGACGUGCAGCCAUGCGAUGGUGUUUCGCACAAGCUCCAGUCUAUUUCUGGAACUGGCACUGUAUGCAACAGCAUCGCCAGAGGUCCCUCUUCGAUGCGGCCCUGUACCAAGCUCCUCGUACUUUGUGCUGAUCGACCCUGUGAACCGACCCACGACAUUCGUCAAGCAGCAGCAAACCCCAUCGUCAUCGAUGUCGUCGUGGCUCAUGGCAUCGAAAGCUCAUGCGUUUUCGUUGCUGGCUGCGCCGAAGACGGCAGCUAGUAGCGUCCCAACCCUCGACUGGGUAGACUUUGCAGCGCUCGAUGCCGCUGGCUUGGACGCCUGGGCUGCCUUCUUUGUAGAAAUCGCGGUAGCCAUACACGUCAUUUCCUUCUUCUACCUAGUAUCAUCGAAUGCUGUUGUAUCUGGUAGGUGACCAAACUAUCAGACCCGACGUUAUCGCAUGACCACCAAUUCAACACCCAAACGCUCGGGCGGUGCCAUACGUACCAAAACUAUGUGGCGCCACCAACUCCCGUUCCUGCGCCGCCACCGCCUGAAGAAGACAUAGACAUCGAGGACGCCAAUGGUGUGGUGAUCGCCCAGCUGCUGUCGCUCGCGCCCCGGAAGCCCCCGCUGGCCAACUCCAAGCCGGAUGCUUCAAUUACUGCCGUGGACUGCGUGGUUUGCUUUGACGCGCCACAGUCCGCCGUGUGUGUGCCUUGUGGUCACAUUGUCCUGUGCAUGCAAUGCGCUACAAGGAUCACGUCCACGUCAUCGCGAUGCCCCCUGUGUCGGCAACACGUUCGCGAAGUGAUCCAAGUGUACCGAAGCUGAAGCCAAGAGUUUGUUGACUACUAUUUAGCCAAGUACUGUUAUUACUAAUAUUAAUAAGACGUAGUAGUAUUGUGC